Messenger RNA from Eimeria maxima, 4770 nucleotides. RefSeq names its product MIF4G domain-containing protein, putative. NCBI's taxonomy places the organism in Eukaryota, Apicomplexa, Conoidasida, Eucoccidiorida, Eimeriidae. The record is from RefSeq and is a predicted model, not a curated record. The transcript has a single exon. Bases 1 to 4770 code for a protein of 1589 amino acids.
AUGUCUGCUGCAGACACAGACACUCCUCCCCACAAUGCUGGGCUGCUGAAGCUACAGCAGCAGCAGCAGCAGGGGCAGGAGUCUGCAGCUGAUAAGUGCAGCUCGCAGCAGCAGCAGCAGCAGCAGCAGCCGAAGGCAAUGAGCAGCAGCAGCGCUCCUAGCCCAGAUUGCAAGCAGCAGCAGCAGCAGGGCAACGGCCGCUCUACGUUGAGGGCGGAUGCCUCUGAAUUUAGACCCCUGCCUAAGCCUACGACCCCACAGCAGCAGCAGCAGCAGCAGGCGGGUGCAGCAAACAGCAUCUCCAACGAGAACAGCAGCAGCACCAACAACAGCAACAGCAGCAGCAGCAACAGCAGCAGCAGCAGCAGCAGCGGGAAAGCCUACCAGUUCAACCGCAAUGCACAGGAGUUUGUGCCUGGUAGGCCGUAUGUGUUGCCAGGUACAGCAGCAGCAGCAGCAACCCCUGUAGCAGCAGCACCAACAGCAGCAGGGUAUGCAUGCGCAGUGCAGCAGCACCCUGCUGCUUACUAUGGAGCAGCAGCAGCACGUACACCGCAUAUGCAGCAGGGCUACUCCAACUAUGGAUACGCACCUGUGUAUGCGUCACCGCAGCAGCAGCAGCAGCGCCACGUGAAGCAGCCAAGGCAGCAGCAUCAGCAGCAGCAGCAGCAGAGAGGAGGACCGUCAGGUGUACAUACAACACGUCGGUGGGGGCCGCAGCCAACACCAGGCUCUCCAGCUGCUUCUCGUACACCGCAGCAGCAACAACAGCAGCAGCCUUCACAGACAGUGCAGCAGCAGCAGCAGAAGCUGCCUCCUCCUCCCCCUCGAACUGGUGGGCUUGUUGCAGAGCAGCAGCAGCAGCAGUUGCUGCCAGGUGGCAGCUUCAGAGACAAACUUCUUAAGGGUGCAGCAGGAAAGAAGCCUAGCACCCCAGCGCAGCAGCAGCAGCAGCAGCAGCAACAGCAGCAGAAGGCAAAGGAGGCACCAAGAUCCAAGUCUCCACAGCCGGCGCAUCACCAGCAGCAGCAGCAGCAGCGGCAGCAGCAGGAGAGCCCUGUUGAUGGCCCACGUGCUACCAAUGGCUGCGUGCAGCCGCAGCAGCAGGAGCAGCAGGUGCAGUCACCUGCUGCUGCUGCAGCAGCAGCAGCACCAAAACCAGCAGCAGAGACACCAAAGCAGAGCACAUGGAGCGAUAGAGUUCGUGCUGCCAGCCCGCAACUGCAGCAGCAGCAGCAGCAGCAAUCCCCAGCAGCAGCAGCAGAUGCUUCCUUGAGACAAGAGGAGCUGAAAGCUCGGCAGCAGAAACUCGGCUCUCCUGCUGCUCCUGCAGCAGCAGCAGCAGCAACAGAAGGCUCGAGGUCUGCAGCAGCAACACCCGACUUCGGGGUUACCACCAGGAGCCCCAAGGAACAGGAAACAGCAGCAGCAGCAGUAGCUCCUGCCGCAGCAGCUCCAGCAGCAGCAGCAGCAUCUCCUGCAGCGCCAGCACUUCCAUCCCCGAGGUCCUAUUCAGCUGCUGCUGCUGCAGCAUCUGCAGCAGCAACUGCUUCAUCGCCGAGGCCCUCUGCAGCAGCAGCAGCAGCUCCUUCAUCGCCAAGGCCUUCUGCAGCAGCAUCAGCAUCUCCUGCAUCUCCAAGGCCCUCUGCAGCAGCAGCAGCAACUCCUUCAUCGCCGAGGCCCUCUGCAGCAGCAGCAGCGACUCCAUCGUCGCCUAGGCCCUCUUCUGCAGCAGCAGCAGCAGCAGCACCUGCAACAGCAGCAACAACACCUGCUGCUGCUGCAGUACCAGCAGCAGCUGCAGCCGCACCGGAAGCAGCAGCAGCAAAGCCGCAACAUGCGACUGCAACACAGCAGCAACAACGGCCGGUCUCAGCAGCAGCGGAGAGCAGCAGCAGCAGCAGCAGCAGCAGCAGCGGUUCUAGCUGGGCGGAUAGGGUGAAGGCAGCAAAGGCAAAGCCAGCAGUGCCUGCAGCAACUGCAGCAGCAACUGCUGCAGCAAAACAGCAGCACCACGAGCAGGAAAGCAAGCAACAGGCGUCUGGCAGGCCAGGCCACAGCCAGCAGCAGCAGCAGCAACCGCAGCAGCAGCAGCAACGGCCGCAGCCACAGUGGCCAGUAAGACGCCAUGCUCCUACGGCAGAUGCAGCGGACAAGCAGCAGCAGAAGCCGCAGCACACCACAGAGUGGGGACGAAGAGCUGCAGCAGCAGCUGCUGCAGCACCUGGAGCUUCAGCACCGGCAGCUGCAGCGCCAACAGCUGCAGCACCAGCAGCAGCUCCAGCAGCACCAGCAGCACCAGCAGCACCAGCAGCACCAGCAGCAGCUCCAGCAGCUGCAGCACCUGCAGCACCCGCAGCAGCACCUGCAGCAACACCGGCUGCCGGACAAGCAGAAGGAGCAGCAGCAACACCUGCAGCAGCAGCACCUGCUGCAGCUGCAACAGAAGCUGUAGAGGCUUCUCCAUCUCCAGCAACUACUGCUGCACCUGCAACUGAAGGUGCAGAUGCAGCAGCAGCAGCAGCAGCAGCAGCAGCAGGUGGCAGUAUGUCGUGGGCGAUGCGUGCGCGCUUAGCUAAGGACCGCCCUGAGCCCGUUAAGCCGCAGCCAUCGCCACCGCAGCAGCAGCAGCAGCAGCAGGCAGCAGCAAAUGCUGGAGAGCAGCAGCAGCAACAGCAGCAGCAGCAGCAUGCAGGAGGCAUGCGCGGAGGCAGAGGAAGGGGAGGGAUUAUAAGGGGCGGCGGGGCCCCCUCUUCUUAUGAUACACAUUGGGGAGACAGAGGCACCAGCAGCAGCAGCGGCCGCGGUGGGGGGCCCCACACCAGAGGCAGAGGGGGCCCCCAUGGUGUACAUGGGCAGCGGAGAGGAGGGUUUAGACAGCCGCAGCAGCAGCACCUGCAGCAGCUACAGCAUCAGCAACAGGAGGUGCCGCAGGAUGCAGCACACACAGAGCAGCAACAGCCUCAGCAGGAGCAGCAGCAGCAACAGCAGCCACAACCGCAGCAGCAGCAGCAGCCGCAGCAGCAGCAGCCGCAGCAGCAGCUGCCGAAACCUACGGGAGCAUGGGCUGCUGGCUCUGCUCCUCUAGGACGCUGGGCUGUACCUCCUCCACGUCCUGCUGCUGCAGAUGCUGCACCAGCAGCAGCAGCAGGUGCUGCAGCAGCGACGCAGCAGCAGCAACAACAACAACAACAGGAGCCUUGUGCAGCUCCUGUGUGGCCUAAGUCUAGACCGAACGUUAGACGACAGCAGCAGCAGCAACAGCAGCCGCAGCAGCAGCAGCAGCAGCAGACUGAUACGCCUCUGUUGCCCGGGCAGUGGCAGCGCUUUGCAUUGCCAGGAGCAAAGAGAGACACGGUGAAGGCUGGUGAGAAGCAGCAGCAACAGCAGCAGCAGCAGCAGCAGCACGAGCAGCAGCAGCAGCACGAGCAGCAGCUGCCGGAGAGCCCAGAUUGGACAGAACCAACGCCGCUGCCAAUGAACAGCAGCGCUGCUGCAUCUAACUUUAUGUCAAGGGAGAAGCAAGCGGCAGCAGCAGCAGCAACAGCAGCAGCAGCAGCAACAGCAGCAGCAGCAGCAGCAACAACACCAGCAGAACCUGCAACAAUUGUUCCUGGUAUGCUACGUGAUGGCUUAGGACUUAACAAGACACCGACACCCCGGCAGCAGCAAGAGAGGCAGCAGCAGCAGCAAGAGCGGCAGCAGCAGCUGGAGAAGCAGCAGCAGCUAGAGAAGCAGCAGCAGCUAGAGAAGCAGCAGCAGCUGGAGAGACAGCAGCAGCUAGAGAAGCAGCAGCAGCUGGAGAGGCAGCAGCAGCUGGAGAGGCAGCAGCAGCUGGAGAAACAGCAGCAGCAGCAAGCAGCAGAGGAGAAGGCUGCUGCUGCUGCUGCUGCUUCUCGUGCUCGGUCGCCACGGCCUAGCGAUAGACUAACGGUGCAAGGAGCAGCAGCAGCAGCAACAGCAGCAGCAGGAGGAGCACAGCGUUCUCGUUCUCCUGUUAGCAGCAGCAGAAAGGGACGUUCGUCUCCUGCAGUGUCCCCUAAACCCCCUACAACUAGGGGAGACAGCAGCAGACCAGCAGCAGCAACAGCAGCAGCAGCACCAGCUAGCAGCAGCAGCAUGAAGAAGGCAAGCCCACGAGACGCAUGGGGUGAUGACGAGCCUGAGCAGUCAUUCGUGCCUACUGCAGCAGCAGCAGCAGUUACUCCAGCAGCAGUUACUCCAGCAGCAGCAACAACACCAGCGGCACCGGCAACAGCAGCAGCAACAUCAAAAGCAGCAGCAGGAGCAACAGCAGCAGGAGCAGCAACAGCAUCUACUGCAGGAUCAUUAUCCGGUGUAAAGGGUUCUCCUGCAGCAGAAAGAGCAAUAGCAGCAGCAGCAGCAGAAGCAGCAGCAGCAGUAGCAGCAACAGCAGCUGCAGCUGCAGCAGCAACAGCAGCAGCAGCAGCAGCAGCAAAAGUAUAUUCUAUUGGAUUCUUAGCCAAAAUAAGAGAACACCCUAAUUGUAGACCCUUAAAGGUCGACGGUUUGCUGCACCUAAGGGAGGGAAACUUUUAUUUACCCCAAGCAGCACCAACAGGAGGAGCAGCAGCACAGCAGCAGCAGCAGCAGCAGCAGCAGCAGCAUAAUCAUCAACAACAUGGUAGAAUUAGACAGCAGCAGCAGCAGCAGCAGCAGCAGCAAUUAGAUCAUAAUGAAUGGCAAAGGAAGCCAAGAGAUACAAAUCAGCAUGAUGAUACAAUGAAGAGCUUUGCUGCACUCAGGUAG